Messenger RNA from Rhineura floridana, 3638 nucleotides. RefSeq names its product proteasome 26S subunit, non-ATPase 14 (gene PSMD14). The transcript is spliced from 12 exons. The coding region runs from base 290 to 1222 and encodes 310 amino acids. Gene Ontology annotation, cellular component: proteasome regulatory particle, lid subcomplex. NCBI's taxonomy places the organism in Eukaryota, Metazoa, Chordata, Lepidosauria, Squamata, Rhineuridae. The record is from RefSeq and is a predicted model, not a curated record. Gene Ontology annotation, molecular function: protein binding; proteasome binding; metallopeptidase activity. Gene Ontology annotation, biological process: protein deubiquitination; proteasome-mediated ubiquitin-dependent protein catabolic process.
CCGCUGCGGAACGGAAGAAGAGAGAGGAAACUGAAGCGGGUGUCGUUCUUUGCCCCCGGAUGUGUUUGCGGGAGGCCUGGGACGGUGCACUGAGUUUGAAUGAAUACGGCUGAUUCAUCGCGGCCCGGCUGAGGGGAAAGCGGCACGGAGAGGUUGUCCGGGUUAGGAAGAGGAGAGCAACUCCAACAAAACUGCGGCAGGAAGGAAUUAAAUUUUACCUACACCAGAAUUUGGAGAUCCAGCUGAGAUCAGGAACAAAGUUGGUUAAAGGAACUGAAAGCUAGAAAACAUGGAUAGACUUCUACGACUUGGAGGAGGUAUGCCUGGUCUGGGACAGGGACCUCCUACUGAUGCUCCUGCAGUUGACACAGCUGAACAGGUUUACAUCUCUUCCCUUGCACUUUUGAAGAUGUUGAAGCAUGGCCGAGCUGGUGUUCCCAUGGAAGUUAUGGGGCUUAUGCUUGGAGAAUUUGUUGAUGACUAUACAGUCAGGGUGAUUGAUGUGUUUGCUAUGCCACAGUCAGGAACGGGGGUCAGCGUAGAGGCAGUUGAUCCUGUGUUUCAAGCCAAAAUGUUGGAUAUGCUAAAGCAGACUGGAAGACCUGAGAUGGUUGUUGGCUGGUAUCACAGUCACCCUGGCUUUGGUUGUUGGUUGUCUGGUGUGGAUAUCAAUACUCAGCAGAGUUUUGAAGCCCUGUCAGAAAGAGCUGUAGCUGUAGUAGUGGAUCCCAUUCAGAGCGUGAAAGGAAAGGUUGUUAUUGAUGCCUUCAGGUUGAUCAAUGCUAAUAUGAUGGUCUUGGGACAUGAACCUAGACAAACAACUUCAAAUCUGGGUCACUUAAACAAGCCAUCUAUCCAGGCUUUAAUUCAUGGAUUAAAUCGACAUUACUACUCCAUUACUAUCAACUACAGGAAGAAUGAACUAGAACAGAAGAUGUUGCUCAAUUUACAUAAGAAGAGUUGGAUGGAAGGUUUAACCCUUCAAGACUACAGUGAACACUGCAAACUCAAUGAAACAGUAGUGAAGGAAAUGCUGGAAUUAGCAAAGAACUAUAACAAGGCUGUGGAAGAAGAAGAUAAGAUGACACCUGAACAGCUGGCAAUAAAAAAUGUUGGCAAGCAGGACCCCAAACGUCAUUUAGAAGAACAUGUGGAUGUGCUGAUGACUUGCAACAUCGUCCAGUGUUUAGCAGCUAUGUUGGAUACUGUUGUAUUUAAAUAAUGAUUUGCUUGUAAAUGCUGUUUCCAGUCUCUAAUCAUCCAUUAUUUCAAGCACUGAAACUAAGAUAUAUUUGGAUGUCAGUGACAUCAUUUGCAGUCUAAGAGCAUCACUCUCAACACCUUUUCAUCUCAGUUGUGCAAUUUCUUUGGAUAUGUUUAUAUGUCAGGAUCCUUACGAAUUCCAGAGCAGUUCCAGAACUGAGUUUAAAAUGUGGGUUUUUUUCUUUUCAUUUUAAUAUUUAGAAGAAAACCAGCAAAUUGAUUAUUGCUCUGUAGUUUUUUUAUGUAACCUACUUAGUGUUCUACUAGUGUUAUUCAUGAACUGUGGAGGGUCUGUUGUUGACAAUGCUGUAAAAAGUUCAACAAGCAGAGAAAUAUAUUUCAAUAAGUUGACAAAAUAUGGAUUCCUUUGGCAUGGUUUUUUUUAGUAAGUAUCUCUUCUCUGCAUAGGAAGCACUAAUACAGAGUUGUUGCUUUUGGUGUGGGUAAGGACUAAGCCCCAGAAAUAUUUAAAAGAGCUUUGCUCAGCCUUGAGAUACUAUAGAAAGCUUCUAAGUACUUCUCAGCAAUGAGUUUGUUUCUAUCCCCCACCCCACCGAUUAGAGCUUUUCAGAUCAGAAGGAUGUGGCUUCCAGACAGACUUGAGACUGUGUAUGCAGCCUUUGACCACAGAUCAGGUCUGUUCACCUUAUUGCAAAAUGACUGAAUUGCCUCUGCAAUGCACUAAUAAAAAAACCUGAAAAGUGGUGAUAGCUGGCAUUAAUUUCGUUUUUCAAGAAUUUAUAUGAAUUAAUUUGAGCAGUAGUUUUGGGCAAGCAGGGGAGGAGCAUUUUUACUGCAGCUAGCUUGGACAUCUUUAUGGGAUGAAUCCCUGAAAGGGGGGGAAGCAAGAUAUUGAAAAGAAGCAUGCCAAACCAUCAAAUGCUAUGUAAACAAUUAAUCCUGCUAAAAUCCUGAUAGGCUAAUCAUGAAACUGGCUCAAGCUUCCUGGUAUAGAUGGUUUAAAUUAGGAUGAGCUUUCUGUAUAUUUCACAACCGCUCUGCAAUAUGCAGAAUUCAGCAUCUCAAAGACUUCAGUCCCUUUUUUUUCUUUCCAGUUUUUUUCCUUGCUCUUAUGACUGCAAAAAGCCUUGAAAGCUUAUGGGCAAUGCCUGGUAAAAAAUCUCGGAAGGCAAUGAAAAAGUGUAGUGUACACAAUCCCAGGGUAACAAACCUAUUAAAAAUAAACUUGUCAUAAAAUAUAGAAAUCUUCGUCAACUCAUUCUGUAAAUACAAUUACAAAUGUAUGCUGAGACGUCAAAAUCACAAACAUGCCUUCACAAAUUAUUUUGGGCAUUUUUUUAUUUGUUAAAAGAAACUGAAAAAUACACAUUUACAAUGAUAUCUUAAGGGGGAAAUCAAACAAGUAUUUAAAACAUAAGUAAAGAGGAAACCAUCAAGACUCACUUAAGAGAGGCUUGUAACUGAAAAUAAAGUUUUGUAAAAUGAAGUUUUGCUAUAAUCAAUUCAACAGUGAAUAAAAUAAGACAAAUUUACCAAUACAAAAUUCCAUUUGUCCGGUUUUUUCACUCUUAGAUAAUAUGUAAGUUUAGCCAUUAUAGGAGAUGUCCACUUCUUAAAAAUUUGGGCACUUCAGUAUUUAGCAUACAAGGUUCUAGCAGCUAUUAUCAUAUAUGCUGUCUAUGUAUUGUCUCGAAUACGCAUCAGCAAAAUACAAUCUUUAGCUUUCUGUUUGGGUUAAAAAUAAUUUAUUCUUACAGGAAGAUACUAGGUGAGAGCUGAGCAGGAUUUCCAGUAGUCUGAGGGCGAGACUUCAACACCCCAGUUUUUAUAUCUCAUCUAGACUACUUGAAUCAGAAUAAAUAAUGUAAAAUAAGCAAAUACUCAAACUUUAUGCAGGUUGUAGAACUUGCGCUACUUAGGCAUAACUUUUUAUACUCUUUUCUUCUCUUUUUAAGAAAUACACACAGCCCUGAAGAUGCAAAGGAUUUUUAAUUUAAUUGGAGGCUGCAGGUGAAGAGGACCAUUCAGUCUGGUGGCUCUUCCUUCUUCCUCUGUUAGACAGUAGGCUUCCAUUAUGGGAAGCUGUCAGUGUUCAGAUUCCCCAGUUCCAACCUAGUACUAGAUAAGGUACCUUGGAGUCAGUGUACUUCUGGGAAAUAUUUUCCAGAAGGAAGAAGCUCAUCUAUGGGCUUCAGCUGUCUUGCAGGAAGUUAUGGGAUUAUUAACCUUGAAUUGAAAGUAUGUGAAUCUUUUUAAAUGUAAUCAUUUGGCCUGCUUUUGACAACUGGAUAGAAUUGUUGCCAUUUCUAACCAUUGUUAUCCAAGAUAUCUCCUGGCAUGCAUAGCUUUGGAAAGCAUUUGUCAUCUUUCAGAACUGCCAAAUUUCCUUAUUAAAAAUGUUAAUUAUGUCUCUA